AUGGCGUCCUUGGUCAGCGAGCAAAGCGCCCGAGGGGACAUCCCACUAGGGCGGCAGGUCAAGGAGACCCAGGGUGAGCUGCCCGCAGGUCGCGGGUAUGACACCACGGAAAAGAGCCCGGAAGCGUUGCCCAAGGUCAGCGCUAUCGGAGGGCCGGGGAAGCGGGGGUGGCGAACCUCCCGCUCCUCCGUGUUUCCGCAGAACGGCGACCUCAAGAAGCAGCUCCACGAAAGGCAGCCGCGGAUCGCCGCGCUCAGCGACAAACAAGCUUUGGGAGCCAUCACUGCAGUGCCUGUCACGGGUCCUCAGGUCAGCUCCUUGCAGAGGUUGGCCGGACAAGGAGCGGCCGUGCUACCUCAGGUUAGGCCAAAGACUCUGAUUCCAGACAGCCUCCCCGUCACCCCAGGCCGGGACCGGCCCCCCAAGCAGCCCCCCACGUUCCAGAAGGCCACCGUGGUCAGCGUCAAGAACCCCAGCCCGGCCCUCCCCACCGCCAACAACACCGUGAGCCAUGUGCCAACGCCCAGCAGCCAGCCCCAGGCCCUCGCCGAGUCCUCGGCCAUCACCUCCCCCCUGAGCGGCGCCGGGGUGGCCUACGCCAUCAUCUCCACCGCCCCCAGCAAUGCCACCGCCAUCGCCCCCAGCACCGCCGUGUCUGUGGUCAGCGACAGCGUCAUGGUCCAGCCCCUCCUCAUCAGUGCCGACAAGAAGGUCAUCAUCAUCCAGCCUCAAGUGCAGACGCAGCCCGAGAGCACGGCAGAGACGCGGCCGCCCACGGAGGAGCCAUCUCAGGGAGCUCAGGCCACCAAAAAGAAGAAGGAAGACCGGCCCCCGAGCCAGGAGAACCCCGAGAAAAUCGCCUUCAUGGUAGCUCUUGGCCUGGUCACAACGGAGCACUUGGAAGAAAUCCAGAGCAAGCGCCAAGAGCGGAAGAGAAGAAGCACAGCCAAUCCCGCCUACAGCGGCCUCCUGGAGACUGAGAGGAAACGGCUGGCAUCCAACUAUCUCAACAGCCCCCUGUUCGUCACAGCAAGAGCCAAUGAGGACCCCUGCUGGAAGAAUGAGAUCACCCACGAUGAGCACUGUGCCGCCUGCAAGCAAGGGGCCAAUCUGCAGCCCUGCGGCACCUGCCCGGGGGCCUACCACCUCAGCUGCCUGGACCCGCCCCUCAAGACCGCGCCCAAGGGCGUGUGGGUGUGUCCCAAGUGCCAGCAGAAGGCCUUAAAGAAAGACAGUGGCGUGCCCUGGUCCGGGAUGCUGGCCAUUGUGCACUCCUACGUCACCCACAAGACAGUCAAGGUAGAGGAGAAGCAGAAGCUGCGACAGAGAGGCAGCGAGCUACAGAGCGAGCUCCGGCAGCUGGAGGAGUGUGACCGGCGCCUGGCCUCGGCGGUGAAGAAAUGCCUAGAGCUUAAGACGAGCCUGCUGGCCCGGCAGAGGGGCACCCAGACAUCCCUGGACCGCCUGCGGGCCCUCCUGAGACUGAUACAGGGCGAGCAGGUGCUGCAAGUUGCCAUGACGACCACCGGCCCCGCCCCGCUGCUGGCCGGGCCCUGGACCAAGCCCUCGGCAGCAGCCAUGCACCCCGCCCUCCAGCAGCCCCAGGGGCACAACUGACCCCGAGGGACCGGCUUCACACCCACGGAAGGUUCCUGGGACCCCGCUCACCAGACCUGAGGGUUCUGUCCGCCUUAAUUCAUAAACACUAUGAAUUUCAGACGAAACUAAAACCAGACCGAGAGAGAGAGAGAGAGAGAGAGAGAGAGAGACGGAGGAAAGAAGGGGAGAAGGAACCGGGACGGGUUGGGAUGCAGUCCUACCCUCCACGUGCGGACGGGACCCCAGGAGGCCAGGUGGGCGCGAGACGGCCGGGCGCACAGUCCGUCCCCCGGCCGUUGGGGGGCUGGCCCGGGCCCCUGGCUUCCAGGCACAGCUGUCUCCCCGGCCUCGUGCUGCCCCCCGGGGGAGAGAAGGGCAGAGGAGGUUGGGAGGGGAGCCGGGGACCUAGCUGAGUAGUAGGGGUAGUUGGGACGAGCAGUGGGUAGCGAAUCUAGGUAGGGGCCCGGGGCUCGGGGCUCGAGGCCGCAGGGCUCCAGCGCCUUCCGGAUCGCGGGCCCUUGUCAGUCAGUAUUAUUAGCGUUAAGAGUCACAGCUGUUGAACUUGAAAGACACUACACUGUGGGUCCCUCCAGGGACGCUGCGGUACCCACCUGCCAGGGUCCCCGCGUGCCCCCGAGGCUCCUUCCCUUAGCUGAUCGUUUGGACUCCUUUUGCCGCCGACGUGUUUUUCUCAUGGAGUUUUUUGGGCUCCAGGCACGCAGGGGAGGCACGUGGCAGGUUUUCUACUUGGGGUUGAAUCCUUCAACUUAACGACCGAAGCCUUUUCCUUUCUCCCCUCGAAGAGCCGAUAAAGUGUUCCACUCCUCUUUUCUUGCCAGUACAGACACUAUGCCAAAAAAUAACUUUACAUUUU
Herpailurus yagouaroundi (jaguarundi) is the source of this 2473-nucleotide messenger RNA. It is a transcript of the gene PHF21B, whose product is annotated as PHD finger protein 21B. The transcript is spliced from 14 exons. The record is from RefSeq and is a predicted model, not a curated record. Bases 1 to 1617 code for a protein of 538 amino acids. Lineage: Eukaryota; Metazoa; Chordata; Mammalia; Carnivora; Felidae.